AUGUCUAAGCCCAACAUCAUCUAUAUCAUGGCCGAUCAGAUGGCAGCACCCAUGCUGUCAUUGCAUGACAAGGAGUCUGUCAUCAAGACCCCCAACCUCGACAAGCUGGCGUCCGAAGGGGUGGUGUUUGACUCCGCCUACUGCAACGCGCCGCUAUGUGCGCCCUCACGCUUCGUGAUGGUGAGUGGCCAGCUGCCAUCCAAGAUCGGGGCCUACGAUAAUGCGGCCGAUCUGCCCGCGGACACGCCGACGUACGCCCAUUAUCUACGCCGCGAGGGCUACCAUACCGCGCUUGCAGGGAAGAUGCACUUCUGUGGCCCAGACCAGUUGCAUGGCUAUGAAGAGCGCCUGACUAGUGAUAUCUACCCCGGUGACUAUGGAUGGUCAGUCAACUGGGACGACCCGGAAGUUCGUCUCGACUACUAUCACAACAUGUCCUCGGUGAUGGAAGCUGGCCCCGUGGUGCGCACCAACCAGCUCGACUUUGACGAAGAAGUGAUCUACAAGUCUCAGCAAUAUCUCUACGACCAUGUCCGUCUUCGAAACGAUCAACCAUUCUGCCUGACUGUGUCCAUGACCCAUCCGCAUGACCCAUAUGCUAUGACCAAAGAGUAUUGGGAUAUGUACGAGGAUGUUGAUAUCCCGCUCCCCAAGAGCAAAGCUGUACCCCACGAGCAGCAAGAUCCACACUCGCAGCGCGUGCUGAAGUGUAUUGAGCUAUGGGGCAAAGAGAUCUCCGAUGAGCGUAUUCGUGCAGCUCGCCGGGCGUAUUAUGCUGCCUGUACCUACGUCGACACAAACAUCGGGAAAUUAGUCAAGACAUUGCAAGACACUGGUCUAGACGAAGACACCAUCAUUGUCUUUACAGGAGAUCAUGGUGAUAUGCUCGGAGAACGCGGUCUCUGGUAUAAAAUGACGUGGUUCGAGAACUCUGCGCGCGUUCCUAUGCUGUUCCAUUCGCCCAAGAGAUUCUCCCCGAAGAGAGUGCCCGAAAAUGUUUCGACUCUAGAUAUAUUGCCCACUUUUGCCAGUCUUGCAGGCGCAAAACUUCUGGGCGACCUACCCUUAGAUGGUGUAUCGCUCGCGCCUUACUUGACUGGAGAGCCAGGUGAACGUACCGACACCGUUUACGGUGAAUAUAUGGGCGAGGGCACCCAAGCUCCUCUCAUGAUGAUUCGUCGAAACCGUUGGAAAUUCAUUUAUUCGACAAUUGACCCCCCAAUUCUCUAUGAUCUGGUUUCCGAUCCAAAGGAAACCCACAACUUGGUGUCCGGGCUGGCUGUUCCGUCGUGGACAGCGGAGGUAAUCAAGCCUGCCAAUCCAGCAGGACUGCAGGCUCAGGAACUCACUCCAAUUGAUACUCCGCGUACAUCCCCCGUUCCAUCGACAGCGUACCCAUUCCCGCCUCCUUGUGAGAUCGGCCAGAUGAAAAGUUCAACCUUGCCAGAUACAACGGAGCCAGUCGAACUGCUGUCAUGGUUUAUGAAAGAGGUCAACCAGCGAUGGAACUUUGAGGCAAUUCACCAAGAUGUGCUCAGAUCGCAGCGCCGCCGCCGACUGGUUUAUUCUGCGUUGAUCAAAGGAAAGAUUGCUGGCUGGGACUGGGAGCCUCGCGUUGAUCCCAGCACUCAGUAUGUGCGCAACCACGGAAAAGGUAUUCUCGACGAUGUUGAAAUUCUCUCUCGCUGGCCGCGUGUGCUAAAGGAAGCUGCCAUUGAACACGGAAUGGGCGUUUAG
Molecule: messenger RNA, 1737 nt
Organism: Penicillium olsonii
Lineage: Eukaryota; Fungi; Ascomycota; Eurotiomycetes; Eurotiales; Aspergillaceae
Source: the annotation of a GenBank genome assembly